This is a messenger RNA of Saccharomycopsis crataegensis, 273 nucleotides long. RefSeq lists its product as uncharacterized. Lineage: Eukaryota; Fungi; Ascomycota; Saccharomycetes; Ascoideales; Saccharomycopsidaceae. The record is from RefSeq and is a predicted model, not a curated record. The transcript is spliced from 2 exons. Bases 1 to 273 code for a protein of 90 amino acids.
AUGGGUCCGAAAUGUUUUCAUAUAUGUAGUAUCGGGAUUGAUUUUGUUACGGGGUUUCCUGAAGUUGAAGCUGGUGAUGGUUCUAGAGCCAGGUACGAAGCUAUGUUGACAGUGGCCGAUCAUCUUAUCAAUAGCUGCCGAUUUAUACCAAGGAGAAAAGAUGUUACCGCGAAACAGUUAUUGAGAAUUUUGUGGGAUAAUAAGUUAGAACAACACUUGGAAGGAGAAAAACUUUUAGCUCAGGCGUCAUUGGGAAGGGCUAAGGAGCUAUAG